AUGGCCGGGUGGGAAGAUUGGAUGGAGGAGAGGACGAAGGAAAGCUGGGGACGGCCGGGAAUUGAACCCGGGCCUCCUGAUUACCGCGAGCGGACCUUCUGGGAGGUUGGCGACGUGCGAAAGCCUCCAGAGAUCUUCAAGUGCUUCACGCUGGCCUUGAGAGACGAAAUGCCCGCUGGGACGACCAACCGCGUCUAUAAUUCCAUGUAUUUCAUCUUCGAUUUCACGUCGAUCUCGAAGUCCAUGCACGAAGAGAUUCCCUCACUAGUCGAAAUUUACAUCCACGAACAAGUGGAGAAAUUUAGCAAUCUGGGCCUAAUGGCGAUCGAAAACGCAUUCGUAUUCAAGAACAACAUCUCCAAUCUCUUCAUUCGUUCAGACUACGCCAGGAAACUGAAGAAGCGGAGAAGGCCCUGCACCAUGGAUAAAGGCCAUAGCUACGUCAGGUGUAUGGAGAACUGCUUCUGGGGAUGGGUCCAGUCCCGUCCACAACUGCCGUGUCUCGACCCCAUCCUCAUCACCAAGGAGGUCAACCUGACGAAGCCUGUAUGUUUAGAUCCCGAUAGUAGCAACGGGCUGCUCGAGGAACUGGAGAAAGCCAGAAAAUUUUUCAUGGAUCCUGAAUCCGAGAUAGGAAAGAAUUGCAGUUGUCCAAAGAGGUGUCACAGGUCCAUCCAUUACAUCAUCCCCGAUCCAAACUCGAACGGUUUCAAGGGGUCUGAGUUUUCUCGUAAUACCGGGUCUGCCACUCUCUUCUUCAACUUUCCCUCGCGUCGGGUGUCUACCUUCGUGGAACAAGAAAAGGCGACCAUCCUAGAGCUCCUCUCCGACAUCGGGGGAAUCGUUGGAAUAUGUCUCGGCGUUUCCAUCGUCACCAUCUUCGACUAG
Messenger RNA from Darwinula stevensoni, 888 nucleotides. Lineage: Eukaryota; Metazoa; Arthropoda; Ostracoda; Podocopida; Darwinulidae. The record is from the annotation of a GenBank genome assembly.